Scleropages formosus (Asian bonytongue) is the source of this 3585-nucleotide messenger RNA. RefSeq names its product regulator of G-protein signaling 3-like. Bases 31 to 1905 code for a protein of 624 amino acids. The record is from RefSeq and is a predicted model, not a curated record. The transcript is spliced from 11 exons. Gene Ontology annotation, cellular component: plasma membrane; nucleus. Lineage: Eukaryota; Metazoa; Chordata; Actinopteri; Osteoglossiformes; Osteoglossidae.
CUCAGCUCCAUCCUGCCCUCCAAAUUGACCAUGGACCAGUGGCUAGAGACCUUGCUGCCACUAGACCUCUGCAACCCAACGCGGACUCUGGUGGUGACUGAGGAGAUGAUUCUGCACGAGAGCAAACACCUGUCCCUUAAGGUGACAGUGUUCAUCUAUACGGACCUGAUGCUUGUCACCAGGGAGGACGAGCCGGGCCGCUGCAACGUGCUGCAGAACCCCCUCUUCCUCCAGCACCUUCGGCUGCGUGACGAUCCCACAGAAGAACUGAAGUUCUACAUCAUUCACAUGACAGAGAAGUGUGACUGCCUUCUCAGCCUGGAAGCGUACUCGGCGGAGCAGAAGCGCAGGUUCUGCCAGUGUCUGGGGGACCACAUCGAGAAGCAGUUGCAGCGGCGAGAGACGCCCAGCACCACCGAGAAGAUGCUGGAGCCCAAGGCCGACAUGCAGCGUGAGCUAGGAGGCCAACGGAAGCCGGAGGAGGAGAACACACCCAGCAGCCCCUCGGAGCCCCCCGCCCCAGGCAGCCCCCCGCCGGAGGACCUCCUCACUCCUAUCGAGGAGGUGCGUACAUCACCGGAGGACGAGCACAAGGUGCCACCCACCCCGCCACCAUCCACCGAAGGCGAGGAUUGCAAGAGCACCGAGGGGGAGGUCUGGCAGGAGGCUGGAGAGAUGGAAGAGGAGAAGGAGACUGAGGAGGUGGCCGGGGAUCGAGACAGACUGGAGGAGGAUGAGGCGGAGCAGCGGGGUGAAGAGGACAACGGAUCGGAAGCGGCCGACACGGGAGCCCUGCCCUCUUCUUCCUCCUCAUCCUUCGUGAUCCCCGAGCUGCGCUUGGACCGCUCCUUCAGCGCCGACGCGCUCUCCUCCCCGGCCACGGACGACGAGAACUACGGGGAGGAUGAGGAGGAGGAUGAUGAGGAGGACGACGAGGAGGACGACGAGGAGGAUGAUGAGGAGGCAGAAGAUAGCGACGACUAUCUGGAGCGGCGCGACAGCAAGCGGCGCAGCGUGGCAGAGGCAGCGCCCUGCGAGCGGUACGGGGGUGCGGGAGGAGGAGGAGGGGCGGGGCUCAGCGUGCAGGGCUCCUUGCGGAGGCGCACACACAGCGAGGGCAGCCUGCUGCAGGAGCCACGCGCUCCUUGCUUCGCAUCUGAUGACGCCAUCAACCGCCUGGACGCCGGAGUCCCACGCAAGGCUGGCUGGAGCCUGCCCUCACCCAGGACCCUCAAGAAGGAGCUGACCAAGAACGGGGGGUCCAUGCACCAGCUGUGCAUGCUGCUGUCCGGGAGGAAGCUAAGCGGCGGAUCUGACUGCAGCUGCGACGUCGGCCCCGACGGCACCAAGAAGAAGAAAUCGAAGAACCUGGCCAAAGACAUGAAGAAUCGCCUGGCCUUCCUGCGCAGGAGGAAUGAAUCCUCUGGAAGUGGUCCGGCCGGCAAGCUGGACAAAGCCAUGAAGUCUGUCAAGCCCACCCCAGAAGAGGCACUAAAGUGGGGCGAGUCCUUGGACAAGCUGCUGGCCCACAAAUAUGGCUUGGCUGCCUUCAAAGCAUUUCUGCGAACGGAGUUCAGCGAAGAGAACCUGGAAUUCUGGCUGGCAUGUGAGGAGUACAAGAAGAUCAAGUCGCAGUCCAAGAUGGCUUCUAAAGCCAAGAAAAUAUUCGCAGAAUACAUUGCUAUCCAGUCCUGUAAAGAGGUGAAUCUGGACUCGUACACUAGGGAGCACACCAAGGACAACCUGCAAAGCAGCUCACGUUCCUGUUUUGAUCUGGCUCAGAAGAGGAUAUAUGGCCUCAUGGAGAAGGACUCCUAUCCCCGGUUCCUGCGCUCAGAACUGUACGUGGACCUCAUCAACCAAAAGAAGCCCAACUCCAUGUCGACGUCGUCCUCGUCAUCGUAAGAGCAGCAAGCACAGAGAGACAGAGAAAAAGAACAGAGACUCGAGAAAGCAGGGAAUCGAGUUCAUUUAGUGUUUAGUUUCAUUUCUCCAUUCCGUCUCUGCAACGACUUGAGAGAUGGGAGGCGCUUGGAGGGAUGUUUACAUGCAGAUAGACUGAGACCCCCUUGUGUGGGGGUGAGGGUCUGGCGAGAUUUGCCAAGACGGACUGCCCUGGGGCCCAGAACCCAGGUGGGAGCUGGAGGCCUCUGCCAUCACUGUAAGCAGUUAUUGUAUUGUUAUUUAAUUUUUCCGGACAUACUGGAGAAAGGACAGGGCUCCAAGAGGGGGCCCAGAGAUAAAUGGACAGUCCGGUACUGUGUGUUUCAAUAGCCCAGCCAUUCAUCCUGUGGAACCCCUUAAAUGCUGUUGGUACAACGAAGUUGCAUUCUUUGCCGCUUUUUUUUACAUUUCAAAAUGCAUUUCCCAUCCUUUCCAAGUCAUUUUAGUAGGCGAUCCCUUGGAUCAGUGAACUGGGGGAUGUCCACCCUCUACCCAACCCUGAUUUUCUGUCAAUGCUUCCUUUCUUGGUUUUGUGAGGAGUCCUUCCUGUAACAUUUGUCCAAAGAAUACGGCGCUAUAUAUAUAUAUAUAAUGUAUGUAUGUAUAUGUGUGUGUGUGGGGACAGAGAGAAGAGAGAUGUCAACGGACUAAACUGCAAAAGAAAAAAGACUAAACAGCAAAAGAAAAUGGGAGUUUGUUGUGUUUGAAUGUUUCCUCUUCCCAGUGGAUCUUGGACAGAUCUCCAAAGACUUUAAUAUGCUUCAUACAGUACAUGUUCUGUAAAGCCAAUAAGCAUUUCAUUGUAGCUAGAGCUCGACUGGAUGAGACAGUAUUCUCAGGACAUUAUAGCACUCAACUAUGAAGCUUGUGUUUGUGUCUUUAAAAAUUUCUUUUAUACUUUUUUUUUUUUUUUUUUUAAAUCACUUUUUUGGUUAAAAUAAAGUCUACACUCCAUAAGUAUACGGGGCAGUGUAAGUGAGAGUUUGCCCUUUUCAGUGGAAAGAAAGCGCUUUACCAGUACAGAGGCUUGCCUAUUUAUUUAGAGACCUUGCUGCAGAAUGCUUCUUGCACUCAACUGAAAGUGACCGCACCCCCCCAAGUCCUCCAAUGUCCUGAUUUUAAGUGCAAUACUGUUUUUUUUUUUUUUGGAAUAAGUUUGUUUUUUUAAUUUUAUUUUGAGUUGGACAAUGGACUGAGCUCUGUGUUACAUUUUAUUUGUUAAGAGCUGUUACAGAUUCGGCUCAAGUGUCAGUUAACGGAGAAGCAAGUUAUGGUUCUAACUGCGUGUGUUUCCCUGGCAGCAGGCAGCUGGGGGGUAAAGGUUGUAAAUAUUCUUAAGAAAAAGAGAAACAAAGAAAAAAAAAACAAAUUUCAUAAUAAUAACAUGAAAAUAUGGUUGUAACUAUGUAAAUACGAGAGACUCAAAACUAUAAAAUAAUGUGUAUGUUUAUAAAUAAAUGAGGUAGGGUUUCACUCUUCCUUGUCAUUCACUGCUUGUUAGGAGUUUUAUGAAAUGUAUUUUACCAUUUUCACUGUUUACAGAUAAAUGCAUCUCCUAAAAUAGCAAGCAAAAGAAAGAAAAAGAAUCGUUUGGUGUCAUUGCAGAAGGACAAUAAAUCAACUGACUGGGAUGGAAAUUGA